AUGGAGUGUAUCACCUCAGUCUGUUAUUCUUUAGUAUUGAAUCGGGGUCUUACUAAACCUUUCCAGGGUAGAAGAGAGAUCAAGCUGGGUGACCCUAUGUCCCCCUACUUCUUUGUUAUUGCAAUAGAGUACUUGCAAAGAGAACUCAAUAUAGUAGCCAUAGAUAAACAAUUCAAAUUCCAUCCCAGAUGUAAAAAGCUAGGAGUGAUGCACAUAUGCUUUGCUGAUGACCUGUUAAUAUUAUGUAAAGCUGACGUUUAUUCUAUUAAGCUGCUCCAAGAAGCUUUUCACAGGUUCUCACUUGCCUCUGGUUUACAAGCUAAUACUGACAAAAGUUCUAUUUAUAUGUUUGGGGUAAAUGAUUCUCUUAAAUUGGAAAUUCUAAAUACCUUGGGGUUCUGCGAGGGACAUCUGCCCUUCAAGUAUCUUGGUGUCCCCCUAUCCUCAAAGAAAUUAACUAUUGCUGAAUGCUUGCCUCUUGUGGAGAAAAUUACUGAUAGAAUCAAAUGCUGGUCAGCAAAAUUACUCUCUUAUGCUGGUAGACUGCAAUUGAUUAAGUCUGUGGUGUUCGGCAUUCAAAAUUAUUGGGCACAAAUUUUUCUUCUACCUAAAAGUGAAAAGAAUUGCUCACCAAGAGCAGUGGGUGGAAAAAAUGUAAUGAAUCUGGAAAACUGGAAUAGAACUGCCAUUGUUAAGCAGCUAUGGACAAUCUUUGAAAAGAAGGACUGCCUUUUGGUUAAAUGGGUUCACAUCUAUUAUAUGAAGGGUUGUAUAGACUUGCACUAUUCCAAGUUCAGCUAUUAG
Messenger RNA from Lycium ferocissimum, 804 nucleotides. RefSeq lists its product as uncharacterized. NCBI's taxonomy places the organism in Eukaryota, Viridiplantae, Streptophyta, Magnoliopsida, Solanales, Solanaceae. Bases 1 to 804 code for a protein of 267 amino acids. The record is from RefSeq and is a predicted model, not a curated record. The transcript has 2 exons.